UAGCAGAGUUUCAAAAUCUUUAAUGUGAAAAAUACACAAAACAAAACAAAAAACAAGAAAGUUCAACGCCGUAUCAGAAAGGUGUAGAUACUUUAUUUGUCCGGGAGAAUAUAAAGAAAAGAGAAUGGGUAUCCAAGAACUCGACCCGUUGGCCCAACUAAGUUUACCACCGGGCUUCCGGUUUUACCCGACGGACGAAGAGUUGAUGGUUGAAUAUCUAUGCAGAAAAGCUGCCGGUCAUGACUUCUCUCUCCAGCUCAUAGCCGAGAUCGAUCUCUAUAAGUUCGACCCGUGGGUCUUACCGAGUAAGGCGUUAUUCGGGGAAAAAGAAUGGUAUUUCUUCAGCCCGAGGGAUAGGAAGUAUCCUAACGGGUCGAGACCUAACCGGGUUGCCGGGUCAGGUUACUGGAAAGCCACCGGUACGGAUAAGGUUAUAUCGACUGAGGGAAGAAGAGUUGGGAUCAAGAAAGCUUUGGUGUUUUAUGUAGGAAAAGCACCAAAAGGCACCAAAACUAAUUGGAUCAUGCAUGAGUACCGUCUCAUCGAACCCUCUCGUAGAUAUGGAAGCACCAAGCUUGAUGAUUGGGUUUUAUGCCGAAUAUACAAGAAGCAAUCAAGCGCACAGAAACAGGUUUAUAGUAAUCCAAUGACAAGUGGAAGAGAAUACAGCAACAAUGAUUCGUCGACGUCAUCUUGCUCUCAUCAAUACAAUGAUGUUCUCGAGUCGUUACAUGAGAUCGAUAACAGAAGUUUGGGAUUUGCGGCCGGUUCAUCAAACGCACCUCCUCACCAUAGUCAUAGACCGAGCUUAAUCGAACAGAAAACCGGGUUUCUUAAUUUAUCUAGGGAACCAAGCUUUGACUGGCCAACCUAUGGUGGGCAUGACUCGGUCCCUGAACUUACACCGAGUCAUAAUGUUCCUCGUCUCCGUUACGGCGACGGUGGUGGUUAUUUUCGAAGUGUCAAGACAAAUGAAGAAGACAAUAAGACGCAGCAACAAGCUGAGGGUUUCAGUGCUGACCCGGUAAACGGAUUCGGGUACUCGGAUCAACAACAUGAUGCUUUCGGGUUUAUUUAAUUGUGAAACGGUGACAUAAUAAAAAAAGACAAUUUAUUUUUGUGUAUCAGAUUAAUUAAGUAAAUAUAGUGUAGAAAAAUUGUAAUUA
This is a messenger RNA of Brassica oleracea var. oleracea, 1166 nucleotides long. RefSeq names its product NAC domain-containing protein 55-like. The transcript has 3 exons. NCBI's taxonomy places the organism in Eukaryota, Viridiplantae, Streptophyta, Magnoliopsida, Brassicales, Brassicaceae. The record is from RefSeq and is a predicted model, not a curated record. Gene Ontology annotation, molecular function: DNA binding. The coding region runs from base 125 to 1078 and encodes 317 amino acids. Gene Ontology annotation, biological process: regulation of DNA-templated transcription.